Spinacia oleracea (spinach) is the source of this 1328-nucleotide messenger RNA. RefSeq names its product albumin-2. Bases 175 to 897 code for a protein of 240 amino acids. Lineage: Eukaryota; Viridiplantae; Streptophyta; Magnoliopsida; Caryophyllales; Amaranthaceae. The record is from RefSeq and is a predicted model, not a curated record. The transcript has 2 exons.
UGAAUAUAUUCAAAGAGUUGAAGGUGAUUUUACAUUAAUGUCCUUUGGUCCAUCUAUAAAAUGGAAAACUUGCAUAAACUUCCAUCUUAUAGGCAAAUCAUCAAAUUCAGAAGCUCAUAUAGAGGUGGAACGGGUGAUGAGCAAGUAAGUAAGUGAGAAAAGAAAGAAAGAAAGAUGUCGAAUAAUUCGUAUGUGACAGCUGCAUUCAAAUCAACUCACAAAAACCAAGUCUACUUGUUCAUGUACCCCGAGUAUGUGCUAGAUGACUAUGCACCUGGUACUGCUACUGACACGAUACUGUAUGGACCAGCUUACAUGCGUGAUGUGUUUUCCUCCUUAAAGGAUACAGUCUUUAGUAGGGGAAUAGACAGUGCAUUCGAAUCCCAAGAUCCUGGAGAUGCAUACAUAUUUAUCGGCGUCCAUUGUGCAAAAUGGUUUUAUGCUCCAGACUCAACCAACGACAAGAUUCUUAAGGGUCCUAUGUACGUUUCUGAUAUGUUCCCUUUCUUGAAGGGUACAGAGUUUGAAAAUGGGGUUUUUGCUGCUUUCAAUUCAACAAUUCCUUAUGAGGCUUAUCUGUUUAGCUGGGGAAAUCAAUAUGCUCGUAUCAACUACAGUGACAAUGGCCACCUCAUUACAUUGGGUACCAUAACUCAAGGUUUUCCCUGUUUGAAAGGCACUAUAUUUGAAAAGGGAAUUGAUGCUUGUUUUGCUUCACACAUUCCAAAUCAGGUAUACUUAUUCAAACAUGAUUCCUAUGCACUUAUCCAGUACACUCCUGGCACCACAAGUAAUCAGACGUUGAUCAAUUCAGGGAAAAUCAUAGACAAGUGGCCUCAAUUUGGUAGCCUCUUGCCUCGCGACAAUGCCAAUCAUCUCAAAUUAGUUACCAACUAACUAAUCCUAUAAUUAAUUAAUUUAACACAUGCAUACACGUACUUUCCAUCAUAUCCCUUCAUUUAGGAACAACGCAUGCAUGCAUGCAUGUGUAAUUCUAUAUCUAAGUUUAAUUAUGUUGCAAUCAAUAAUACAAGAGAGAAUGUAUUAGGGCUUCAGCCUAGCUAUAUAUGAGUUGGCCCUCAUCCUCUUAUACGCCCGCAGUUAAUUAGCUUAAUAUGUACGGAGUGUAGACAACGUACUCGCUAGUAGCUAGUCGAUCUAGACAACGUCUCUUAUUUAGCUGUAUGCUUCUAUAAAGCUUGCCUUCUGUAAUAAUCUAUAUAUAUAAUAUACUAAAAGAGAGGAAAUCAAUGUGGUGAUGACAAAUGUCACUCAUUCAUUGCCUCUCUUUUAAUAUAAUAAAUUAAUAAGAUAACAUUUUUAUCAUA